AUGAACGAUCGAUCCAAACGCGCAGCUUCCGAGGACCCAAACCCUCAAUCCCCUGUAUGCCAGAGGACUAGCACGAGUGAAGAAUCACCGAGCCCCGACGUUCCCGACGGUCUGCCGGCACCUGGCUCGAUUAUUCAUCUUGGACAAUCAGAUGGACAGCGGACUACAUACCGCUUCAUUCUGGAAACGCCUCCGCCAAACUCGAUCUCCGCUGAAAUCAUCCUAUCGGUCCCUGAAACACAGUCCCCGACUCCAGGCGAUGCGCCUGAGGCAGAGGAUGAGUCACAGGAGGAAGAAAAGCAAUUAACUGCGCCAACGAAUUCGACUCCACCUGAGGUGCCUGAGGUCAAGAUGGAGUUACCUAAGGAUGAGGAUAAACCACCCAAAUUUGAGGACGAACGGCCAAAGGAUAAGGAUAAAUUGUCUAAGGAAAAGGAUAAGUCGUCUAAGGGAACGGAUGAGUCACCUGAGGUGAAGUGA
Molecule: messenger RNA, 480 nt
Organism: Fusarium coffeatum
Lineage: Eukaryota; Fungi; Ascomycota; Sordariomycetes; Hypocreales; Nectriaceae
Exons: 1
Coding region: 1-480 (159 amino acids)
Source: RefSeq, a predicted model, not a curated record